Messenger RNA from Acipenser ruthenus (sterlet), 653 nucleotides. Its product is annotated as potassium voltage-gated channel subfamily E member 2-like. Lineage: Eukaryota; Metazoa; Chordata; Actinopteri; Acipenseriformes; Acipenseridae. The transcript has 5 exons. The coding region runs from base 270 to 632 and encodes 120 amino acids. The record is from RefSeq and is a predicted model, not a curated record. Gene Ontology annotation, biological process: regulation of ventricular cardiac muscle cell membrane repolarization; regulation of heart rate by cardiac conduction; negative regulation of delayed rectifier potassium channel activity. Gene Ontology annotation, cellular component: membrane. Gene Ontology annotation, molecular function: potassium channel regulator activity; delayed rectifier potassium channel activity; voltage-gated potassium channel activity involved in ventricular cardiac muscle cell action potential repolarization.
UCUUGGCAAUAAUCUGGCGCCAUCUAGUGGAGAUCUUGUCAACGGUCCUGGAGAGCCACAAUUCUGCAGCUUUUGAAGAACAACUCACUGGAUUUGCCAUUCAUAUUUUGUCCCCCAAAAGGUCAAUUUUCUUGGCAAUAAUCUGGCGCCAUCUAGUGGAGAUCUUGUCAACGGUCCUGGAGAGCCACAAUUCUGCAGCUUUUGAAGAACAACUCACUGGAUUUGCCAUUCAUAUUUUGUCCCCCAAAAGGAUCCAUUUGAACACAGUAAUGUCAGACACCGAAAUUACCAACAUAUUUGAAAAAAUCAUGAAAGACUACUUGGAUGAACAGCAUCGCAACGUCACAGCCAGUAAAGAGGCCCUGAGCCAGGCCCUUGAGACACAGGAGUUUCAUGGCUCUGAUCUGUACGUGGCAUUGUUCAUGGGAAUCCUCUCCUUCUUCAUCAUGGUCACGCUGGUGAGCAUGGUCAAGUCCAAAAGAAGAGAGCAUUCGGAGGAUCCCUAUCACAACUACAUUGAAACGGAUUGGGGUGCCAAGAGCCAUGUUCUGAACCUGGGGGAUCUCGGCUGUCACAUCCAGGAAAACAAAGGAGCCCGGGAAUGUAAUGAUGUUGGAACCCCUUCUCCAUAGCGUCCAUGUGCUUUCCUUAGC